CAGCCUCAGUACGAAUAACAACUUCUUUCCGUUCACAUAGUCAUAGAAUCAGCAAAUGGGACACGAACGAACAGAUACUGACAAGAUAGAGAAUCUGCCACUACCCGUGCUCUAGGAAGGCAAGGACGUGGGGUGGUGGGGGGUCGAUGAACACCCAGGCAACAAUGGUAUUUGAAUGCAAUCACAUUCACUUCGAUCUACAUAAAGCCCCUUUUACCUUUGAUUCAUGUCAGUAUUGGGUUGGACGGAGCAGAUGGAUGGCACUUCAAGUUUGGAUACGUGAAUUCUCUAUGAGUCCGCUUGCCAACCAAAUUCGGCUUCCGGUGAUCCACCGGAACCUCUUGCGGGAUCCUCUCAACUACAUCUCUUGUCUAAGGAACUUCACGUUUCUUUCUGCUAUCACUUCAAUCAUCGCGCUCUCUGAGGAUUUCUCUAGACUUGCAAGGGACCCUGACUGCAUCGCAAAACGGCCCAGGUUUCUUUUUCACCGGCACAGCCGAAACCUCAUGCAUCUACAGAAAGUUCAGCCAAUCAUGGAGAGCGACGCUCGUCGAGACACAGCGCAGAUCGGGGCCGAAGGGUGGCAUACCCGCUGCAGCCGGGUCCACAGCCCGGGAGAUCUGCAUCGGAGGGCCAUAUCACGAUUCCAUUCGAUUAGACCGCCACCCGUAGUGCCGUCGCACUGCCUCGAAGAUUUCCUUGGAUUGGAAAUUAACCCUACCAGGUAAGUCGCUCUAGAUUCCCUUCAAUACGUAUGUCAAUGGCGAUA
This is a messenger RNA of Colletotrichum godetiae, 769 nucleotides long. RefSeq lists its product as uncharacterized. NCBI's taxonomy places the organism in Eukaryota, Fungi, Ascomycota, Sordariomycetes, Glomerellales, Glomerellaceae. Bases 147 to 728 code for a protein of 193 amino acids. The transcript has 2 exons. The record is from RefSeq and is a predicted model, not a curated record.